AUGCGACCAGACGGCCCAAGGGAUGACUUCGCCGGGCCCGAUACUGGGCCAGAGUCCCCGUUCCCCAUCCGGAUGUCGGGGCCAGUGAUCAAGGGCUUCGGAAGAGGCAGCAAGGAGGUGAGAAGACGCCCUGCACACUUAUGCUUCUGCCCGCUUGGUAUUCCUACUGCAAACAUCCCCGCUGAGACGCUGUCAGAGUAUCCCGACCUCCAGCUUGGUGUAUACUACGGCGUUGCGGCCCUGGACCCGGCACAGUUCAAAUAUACCCGUACUGAAAGUGAUGCCGCUGAUGAGCCAGUGCAUACUGGCACUGACAUCUUUCCCUGCGUACUGAGCAUCGGCUAUAACCCAUUCUACAAGAAUACUGUCCGCUCAGUGGAAAUUCACAUCCUACCUCAUCUAUCAAUGGAGUCGUCUCCGAUUGCUGCUGAUACAUCCGGGCAACGUCCGCUAUUUCAUCAUUUCCCUGAUUUUUAUGGAACGGCUCUUAACUUGCUUAUUCUUGGCUACAUCCGACCUGAGUAUGAUUACGUUAGCCGUGAAGCCUUGAUUGACGAUAUCCGGAUCGACUGUGAUGUGGCCAGACGUAGUUUGAAACGAAAGGCAUAUGCUGUCUUUCUGAACGACGUUGACGCAUCUGACGAAAAGGCCAACGAGGCAAGGCAAUGGCUUAGGAAGUUUUAG
Messenger RNA from Trichophyton verrucosum HKI 0517, 684 nucleotides. RefSeq lists its product as uncharacterized. Gene Ontology annotation, biological process: riboflavin biosynthetic process; FMN biosynthetic process. Gene Ontology annotation, molecular function: riboflavin kinase activity. NCBI's taxonomy places the organism in Eukaryota, Fungi, Ascomycota, Eurotiomycetes, Onygenales, Arthrodermataceae. The coding region runs from base 1 to 684 and encodes 227 amino acids. Gene Ontology annotation, cellular component: mitochondrion. The transcript is spliced from 3 exons. The record is from RefSeq and is a predicted model, not a curated record.